AUGGCCAUGGUGAAGUUCACCAAAGACUGUUGGCUAUUUGGUGGUGUCGAUCGGGCAACCAAGCGGUGGUUUGUCAUAUUGGUCGGUGAGGACCGCACGAAACUGACGCUCUUAGCAUUGAUGAAGAAACACGUACGACCCGGAACUCUGAUUAUGUCGGACAAGUUCGGGUCGUACGUGUCCACGAACGUAGCCCAUUCUCUCGCCAACAACAGGUACCUUCAAGACAUCAAGUAUGGGCACCAAUGGGUGAAUCACACUGACAACUUUGUUGGCCCCACCACUGGUGCACACACCCAAUGUAUCGAAGGUAUGGUGCCUGGCCUCUUACCUCCGUUCUUGGACGAAUGUCUGUGGCGCAGCUGGUACUUUCCGUCGGGAACCUCGGGCACAACCUAUUUCAAAGGGUUAGCCGUGUGA
Molecule: messenger RNA, 420 nt
Organism: Aphanomyces astaci
Lineage: Eukaryota; Oomycota; Saprolegniomycetes; Saprolegniales; Verrucalvaceae
Exons: 2
Coding region: 1-420 (139 amino acids)
Source: RefSeq, a predicted model, not a curated record